UACACUACCCACACCAUCACCAGCUCUAUGGGACCAGGAGGAAUGGAGACAACCCUGCUACUUCUCCUAUGCAGCAUACUGUUGGCGGGUGCAGAGGACUGCCCGAUAGGACAAUACACCACAGGUGGAGAGUGCUGCAGAACCUGCGGAGCUGGAGAGGGUGUCGUACAGGAAUGUGGGGUGAAUCAGACUGUCUGUGAACCCUGUCUGGACAGUGUAACUUAUUCUGACACCACCAGUCACACUGAAGCUUGCAAGCCAUGUACUGAGUGCCACGGCAACAGACGCAUGAUAGCUCCUUGCGUGGAAACAGACGAUGCCCUGUGCGCUUGUGCCUAUGGGUUCUUCAGAGAAGAAAUAACUGGAGAAUGCCAUCCAUGCAGGACGUGCCCUGCUGGGUAUGGCAUGAUCCUGUCCUGCUCCAAUAACCAGGAUACCGUGUGUGAAAAAUGCCCAGACUGGACAUUCUCAAAUGUGGAUAACAACAUGGACCCCUGCCUGCCAUGCACUAUCUGCGAGGAUGAUGAGAUAACAUUAAAUGAAUGCACAUUGACAGUGGACACAGAAUGUUUCAAUCCAAACCCACGUGUGGCAUCAGUGACUCCAUUCAUGGACACCACCAUUCAGGACACCACCGUGACUGAUCCGGAGUUAAUGGGCACCACGCCAGGGAGCUCGCAGCCUAUUCCUCCAAGUGGGGCUGCCGAGAACCUCAUUCCCGUCUAUUGUUCCAUUUUGGCUGCUGUUAUUGCUGGGCUGGUGGCAUUCAUUGUUUUUAAACGGUGGAACAGCUGUAAGAAGAACAAGCAAGGAGGGAAUAGCCACACAGUGAAUCAAACUCCUUCCCCCGAGGGGGAAAAACUGCACAGUGACAGUGGGAUCUCUGUCAAUAGUGACAGUACUGCUGAGCAACCCGCGGGACAUAUGCAAGGCAAAAAUGACCUUCAUCUCUACAACAGCCUCCCGCCACACAAACAAGACGAGGUGGAAAAGCUCCUGACCAGCUCCUUGGAGCAGACAUGGAAAAACUUAGCUGGAGAACUUGGCUACCAGGAUGAACUCAUAGACACUUUCACACAGGAUGAAUUCCCAGUACGAGCGCUACUUACUGACUGGUCCGGCAAGGACAGCGCCACCACUGAUGCCCUGUACACAGCUCUCCGUAAAAUCCAGAGGGAGGACAUCGCCCAGAGCUUGUACAGUGACUCCACUGCUACCUCACCAGUUUAACUGAGACAUAGUGGGACAGAAGGAAGAUGUUUCAUGUUGAUAUCACUCAAUGGAGCAUCCUGCACGAGACGUGAAGGAAAAGUUUGCCCCUUGCCCCCCAAAAUCCCCCAACCUCCCUUUAUACCCAGUAUUAACGGACAAUCCGUCUGCACUGAAGCAUUAUUUUCAGUAUUGUGGUGUGUAAUCUUCUCUAUGGACCUCUCAUGUCCUGCAUCUCCAGAUUUCUCACUGUGAUGGACCUAAGACUUUAAGAUAAGGAGUUGCAAGCUGCGGAUGUUCAGACAAUGUUUUGAGAAUUCUAAGGUGCACCCACCUUCUCUUUCUUCGGUCUUUUUUAAUCUUCUAGGUUUCUUGUUUUUUAAUAGGCCUUGACUGGUGACCCCCACCCCCAAACCCUAGUGGCUGCAAACCUCUAGGAUCUUUUAAGGGAAUGUGUGAGCUUUGUGCAGUAGAGGGUUAUUGUGGCUCUAGAUUCUGAAGGUUAUUUGACAGUCGCACUUAGAAAUACAGCACCUUAUGCUGCACAAAGAUUGUGCCCUAAUUCCAGAGUGUUAAUGAUUUGUUCAGGUAAUGCUGCUUAAUGACCCAGAGACAUUCUUACAUUUACCCAUUGUCUACAUA
Messenger RNA from Nanorana parkeri, 1851 nucleotides. RefSeq names its product nerve growth factor receptor (gene NGFR). Gene Ontology annotation, cellular component: plasma membrane; cell surface. The record is from RefSeq and is a predicted model, not a curated record. Gene Ontology annotation, molecular function: nerve growth factor binding; coreceptor activity; death receptor activity. Gene Ontology annotation, biological process: Rho protein signal transduction. The transcript is spliced from 6 exons. NCBI's taxonomy places the organism in Eukaryota, Metazoa, Chordata, Amphibia, Anura, Dicroglossidae. Bases 28 to 1230 code for a protein of 400 amino acids.